CUCUGUCGCCGACGCAUUAGCGUUAGGAAGUUGCCUCUUAAAGAUCGAGUUAUAAACGGGUAUCCGACGAGUUAUAACAAAUUUAUUGUAUCUGCGGAUGUGUUUCAUUUGGUAAGUCGACACGAACGAGAGUAAGGGAAACGGUAUAUAAAAGGAGAAAACGCAAACGUGAAAGGACCAAGACGAAAUGAGAAAAUAAUUCGAGCUGCUACGGUGCUCGCGAUUUUUACGCGGAGGCAUUAUCGACAGCAACCGAGGAUAGCCAAUACUUUUAUGCGUCAACGGUUGCUGAAGAGAACUUUAUUUCCAAUUUAACAGUGACGCAAAGGCUCGAACAAUAAAUUUCUACUGCCAUGGAGAAAGCAAAGGGAGAGACAAUAAACAUGCAACUCAUCGAUUCUCAAAGUCCAUACAAAGUUAACAACGAGGUAGCAACUAGUGGUCUAAGUACACCGGAUGCUCCUACGUCACCGACAGUAUCCGAGGAAUCCUAUGACCCUCAUAAACAUCGCAAUGUACCGAAUCCAACCUCAAACGCCGAAACGUUGAUACACUUGUUAAAGGGAAGCUUGGGUACCGGUAUUCUAGCGAUGCCAAAUGCAUUUUGUAAUAGUGGUCUUCUGACUGGUGCAGUAGCGACCGUCAUUAUUGGAACUUUAUGUACAUACUGCUUACACGUACUUGUCAGGGCGCAAUACAAACUAUGUAAACGGUUAAGAGUUCCUAUACUCAGUUAUCCAAUGAGUAUGAAGUACGCUCUCGAACAAGGUCCUCAAUGUAUAAAAUGGUUCUCGCCGUAUGCACCAGGACUAGUAGAUGGCUUUAUGAUAACAUAUCAAUUGGGAAUUUGCUGUGUUUACAUAGUAUUUGUAGCCAAAAAUAUAAAGCAGGUGACAGACCAGUACUGGGAACCAUUGGAUAUACAAAUCCAUAUGUUCAUUUUGUUGCUUCCGCUGAUAUUGAUGAACUACAUUAGAAAUCUAAAACUAUUGGCGCCAUUUUCUACGUUAGCCAAUAUAAUAACCUUCAUUGGAUUGGGAAUGAUAAUAGCUUAUAUGUUCGAGGAUUUACCGUCUUUAAGCGAAAGACAAAUGUUUGGUACUGUGAGAAAUUUUGCUCUUUAUUUUGGUACGACUUUGUUCGCAUUGGAGGCUGUCGGUGUGAUAAUAGCUUUGGAAAAUAAUAUGAAGACCCCGCAAUAUUUUGGAGGAUAUUGUGGUGUUCUCAACAUUGGUAUGAGUGUUAUCGUUACUCUUUACAUUCUUAUGGGUUUCUUUGGUUAUUUGAAAUAUGGAUCGGACGCUGGCGGAAGCGUUACGUUCAAUUUACCGCAAGAUCAAGUGAUGGCUCAAUCUAUCAAUAUCAUGUUUGCAAUAGCAAUUUUUAUAACUUACGCGUUACAAGGAUACGUACCUGUUGAAAUUAUCUGGAACACUUAUCUUAAUCAACGUAUACAAAAUCGUAAACUCUUUUGGGAAUACGUUUGUAGGACUGUCGUUACAUUGGUAACGUUUACGUUGGCGAUCACUAUACCAAGAUUGGGCCUAUUCAUAUCUCUUUUUGGAGCUUUAUGUCUAUCUGCCCUUGGAAUAGCCUUUCCAGCCAUAAUCGAAAUAUGUGUACUCUGGCCAGACGAGUUAGGUCCAUUCAAGUUAUUCCUAAUAAAGGAUCUCUGUUUGAUAUUGUUUGGUUUGAUAGGUCUCGUUGUUGGAACUUACGUCAGUAUAGUCGACAUUAUACUCUCGUUCAGUCCUGGUGCCAUAAACCAGAGCGAUUAAAAUUGAUCGAUCGAAAUUUGUUCUAGAGAAGAAAUAAGAACAAAAUAAAAAUGAAAGAUAAAGAAAGAGAAAAAAAGAGAGAGAGAGAGAGAGAGAGAGAGAGAGAGAGAGAGAGAGAGAGAGAGAGAGAGAGAGAGAGAGAUUGGCACGCAACGUAAAGCUUUUUCAAUUUUUAGAGAAGAAUCACGUGCCGUAGAUAUAAUUAACCAAUAAUGUACCUUCUUAUACGUAUAAUAUGACCAGAGAGAGACUAAGAAUCUCAAAGCAUUCGGGAAAUGCUUCUUGUAUCACCGCCAUUAGUAUACUUAGACUGUUCGAAUCUCUAUGACGAUAAAAAUUACUUUCUAGAGAUAUAUAUAAAUACAUAUAUAUAAAUAUAAUUAUUGUAUAUUAUAUAUAGAAUGAUUAUAUAUAUAUAUACAUAAACAUGAAUAAUUAUAUAUACAUAUACAUAAUUAUAUAUAUAUAUAUAUAUAUAUAUAUAUAUAUAAUAAAGAUGCGAUUUUAGUUAGGAUAGAUUGUUAAUUGUACGCGUUUUAACGAUCCCCAUGAAAUGAACGAUAUAUAACUUCGCUUCAAAACUGUGAUCGAAGAUUUCUAUUGACGCAUUCGCUUCGCGAGAAGAGAGAUCGAUCCAUUUUUCUUUUUUAUUAUAUCUGUUUUUUUUAUUUUCUAUUCCUUUCUUUUUUUUUAAUUUUAUUUUUAACUAACUAUAAAAAAAGAGAGACAAAAGGAAAGAGAAAAGUGAAAAGAGAGAGAGAAAGAUGGAGAGUGAAUAAAAAGUAAUAAGAGAGAAAGUAAGAAGAAAGAGAAAGAAAAAAAAUUGUUACUAUUGUUGUUGUUAUUAUUGUUAUAAAAGACUAUGCUAUAGUUAUCUACACGUAACAUGUCGACGUUUUAAAAAUUAAUUAGAGAUCUAAUUGUUAUAUGAAAAAAAAAUAAUUUCGUCGUUUCAACACGUCGUACUCUCGAAUGGCUUUUAAAUGAAAGGAAAAAUAAAAAAGAAAAGAAAAGAAAGGGUAGAAAAGGGAAGGCAAAAAUAAAAAAAUGAAAAGAAAAGAAAUUCUUCGUCGCGGCGAUGCGAGUACUUAGAAAUAUUAUGAAACGUGCUUAUUGCCGCGAAGCUUUUUUUUCAAAUGCAUCAUCACUCGAACAAGAAUGGUGGUAAGCUUUUCGAAGAGAAUUUUUAGCUCACUGUUGACAGAUGAAAGUAAUAUACGUAAAUAAUAAGUCACACUCUAUCGUAUAAAAUACAUGCAUAAAUACAUACCUACAUAUAUACAUACAUACAUAUAUAUACAUAUAUAUAUAGGUAUAUAUAUAUAUAUAUUGUAUUUUUAAUAACAAAUUUAUUAUAGCAAUCGCUGACACACAGUCGCACAGUGCAGGGUAAAUUAAAGUAUUAAAUUAAAAAAAAAAAAAAAUAAAAAUAAGCCAAAAAAAGCAAAAAAAAAAAGGAAAAAAUAGAAAGAAAAAAAAGAAAGAAAGAAAUAAAAAGGAAGAAAGAAAGAAAAAAGAAAGAAAGAAGGAAGGUGGAAGAAAUAAAAUCGAAAAAGAGAACAGCUGAUAUAGAGCAAUGCCUGCAAAUUCGAAUUUUCUUUUCUUUCCUUUUCUUAUCCUUUUUUUUUCUUUUCUUGGAUUUUUGUUUUGCCUUUUUAUCGCUUUUAUUUUAUUUAAAUCUCUCAUUUAUCUGAAAAUCAUGCGAGAAAUAUAUACAUAUAUAUAUAUAUAUAUAUAUAUAUAUAUAUAUAUACGCACACACACAUACAUAUUUUCUUUUUUUUUCCUUUGAUCAUAGGUAUACGUAAGAACUGGCGUUGAUUUAAAGCUGGCACUUGCGCGACGCAUGAAAAUAAAUAUAUAACUUAGAAUAAAAAAUAUAAAAUGUAGGAAAAAAAAGAAAAAAAAAGAACGAUAAUGAAUAAUAAUAAAAAUGAAUAUUAAAGGAAAUAAAAACAAUUAUAUUAUCGAAUAGCAUACACGCAAAAAAUCGCCGGGACUUACGUCUUAUAAUCGAGAUCAGGCUCGUUUCAAAAGCAAUCUCUUUAUCGUUGUAAUACCAUCUGUAUUAUCAGCUUACAGCAUACAUAUCUGUAAACUCGAUUUAUUUCAAACAUUGUGAAGAUUUCGAUUGAAUAAACGAUCUAUUCUUACCUGUUCUCUCUA
Molecule: messenger RNA, 3944 nt
Organism: Vespula vulgaris
Lineage: Eukaryota; Metazoa; Arthropoda; Insecta; Hymenoptera; Vespidae
Product: proton-coupled amino acid transporter-like protein CG1139
Exons: 10
Coding region: 354-1778 (474 amino acids)
Biological process (GO): amino acid transmembrane transport
Cellular component (GO): vacuolar membrane
Molecular function (GO): amino acid transmembrane transporter activity
Source: RefSeq, a predicted model, not a curated record